Leguminivora glycinivorella is the source of this 6207-nucleotide messenger RNA. It is a transcript of the gene Fs(2)Ket, whose product is annotated as importin subunit beta-1. Bases 93 to 2804 code for a protein of 903 amino acids. NCBI's taxonomy places the organism in Eukaryota, Metazoa, Arthropoda, Insecta, Lepidoptera, Tortricidae. The record is from RefSeq and is a predicted model, not a curated record. Gene Ontology annotation, molecular function: nuclear import signal receptor activity; small GTPase binding. The transcript has 11 exons. Gene Ontology annotation, cellular component: cytoplasm; nucleus. Gene Ontology annotation, biological process: protein import into nucleus.
GUGAGUGUUCUUUCGUCGUGUGCCGGUUUCCUCAGAUUUUCGGCUCCCAUAUUUAUCUUUACCUCGAAUAUAAGUUAGAACACUAAUACAAGAUGCAUACUGAACCGAUGUUACAACUUAUACAAAUAUUGGAAAAGACAAUAUCUCCCGAUCGAAAUGAGUUGGAAGCUGCUGAAAAAUACCUUGACCAUGCAGCGGCCACAAACUUCACAGCAUUUAUCAAGAUGCUGUCGGAUGUGUUGGCCCAGGGUGGCAACAGUCAAGUGGCGCGCAUGGCCGCCGGCCUGCAGCUCAAGAACCACCUCACGUCCAAAGAUGCCUCACUCAAGCAACAGUACCAGCAGAGGUGGUUGGCCCUACCAGAGGAAACUAGGCAAUAUAUUAAGAAAAAUAUCCUACUAGCAACCGGCACUGAAGACACUCGGCCCAGUUCCGCAGCACAGUGUCUUGCGUAUGUAGCGGUGGCUGAGCUCCCGGUGGGCCAAUGGAAUGACCUCAUCCCCAACUUGGUGGAGAAUGUUGUUAAUGCUCAAUCUACUGAACUAAAGAAGGAAGCCACUCUAGAAGCCAUUGGUUACAUUUGCCAAGACAUUGAUGCCGAAGUGCUGACAGAGCAGAGCAACCACAUCCUAACAGCUAUCAUCCAUGGCAUGAGGUCCACGGAGCCCAGCAACCAUGUGCGACUGGCCGCCACACAGGCUCUGCUCAACUCACUCGAGUUCACUAAGGCUAACUUUGAUAAGGAAAAUGAGAGGAACUUCAUUAUGGAGGUUGUAUGUGAGGCUACACAGUCAACUGACAUGAGGAUAAGUGUGGCAGCACUGCAGUGCUUAGUCAAAAUCCUAUCUUUAUAUUACCAAUACAUGGAGCCCUACAUGGGCCAAGCACUGUUCCCCAUCACCCUGGAGGCGAUGAAGUCAGAUGUCGACGAUAUAUCACUGCAGGGCAUUGAGUUCUGGUCCAACGUCAGUGACGAGGAAAUCGACCUUGCCAUUGAGGAGGCUGAAGCUGCAGACGCUGGUCGUCCUCCAGUACGAACCUCAAGGUUUUACGCUAGAGGUGCCCUCCAAUACUUGGCACCGGUGCUUAUGCAAAAGCUCACCAAACAAGAUGACACAGAUGACGAAUUAGAUUGGAACCCCUCAAAGGCCGCGUCGGUCUGCUUAAUGCUGCUAUCCAACUGCUGCGAAGACGAGAUCGUUCCACACGUCCUUCCUUUCAUCAAUCUAAAUAUCAAACAUGAAAAUUGGCGGUUCAGGGAGGCCGCCCUUAUGGCCUUCGGUUCAAUAUUAGGUGGCCUCGAAUCGAAUACUCUUAAACCCCUCGUUGAGAAGGCCAUGCCGACCCUCAUCGAGGCCAUGUACGACUCCAGCGUCGCCGUGCGGGACACGGCCGCGUGGACCUUUGGAAGGAUUUGCGAAAUCGUUCCAGAGGCAGCUAUCAAUGAAACUUAUCUCAAACCCCUUUUGGAGAGUCUCGUGAAUGGACUAAAGGCUGAACCUCGCGUUGCUGCUAACGUUUGCUGGGCAUUCACUGGAUUGGCCGAGGCAGCGUACGAAGCCGCAGACUGUGGCGACUCCAACCAGCCUAAAACAUACUGUAUGUCUAAAUACUUUGACUUCAUCAUUGAACGUCUUUUGGAGACCACUGACCGACAGGACGCCGCUCAGCACAACUUGAGAUCUGCCGCCUACGAGGCGCUCAUGGAGAUGGUCAAGAACUCUCCCUCGGAUUGCUACAUCACCGUACAAAAGACGACGAUGGUUAUUCUGGAGCGACUGCAACAAGUCUUACAGAUGGAGAAUCAUAUUUCCAGCCAGGCUGAUCGCUCGCAAUUCAACGACCUGCAGAGCCUUCUGUGCGCGACACUUCAAUCAGUUUUACGUAAAGUGACCCCUGAAGAUGCGCCGCAGAUUUCAGACGCCAUCAUGACGGCGCUUCUCACUAUGUUCGCGAGCAACGCCGGCAAAGCUGGAGGCGUGCAAGAGGACGCUCUGAUGGCCGUCUCUACCCUGGUCGAGGUGCUAGGAGAAGGUUUCCUGAAGUACAUGGACGCCUUCAAACAAUAUCUUUAUGUUGGGCUUAAGAAUCAUCAGGAAUAUCAAGUAUGCAUAGCUGCUGUUGGAUUGACUGGAGAUAUUUGCAGAGUAUUGAAAAAUAAGACACUCCCAUACUGUGAUGAGAUCAUCCUGCUGCUACUGGAGAACCUGGGUGACCCGACCAUCCACCGCUCGGUGAAGCCACAGAUCCUCUCUGUGUUUGGAGACAUAGCUCUGAGCAUUGGACCUGACUUCGCCAAAUACUUCGACGUCGUCAUGCAAAUGUUGCUGCAGGCCAGCAACGCCCAAGUGGACCGCAAUGACUUUGCCAUGGUGGAGUACCUGGGUGAACUGCGUGAAAGUGUGCUGGAAGCUUACACCGGCAUCAUUCAGGGCCUGAAGGGAGCUGACGGAGAGGUGCGCGCGGACGUGGCGCUGGUGGAGCCGCACGUGAACGCGAUCGUGAGCUUCAUGAUGGCGGUGGCGGUGGAGCCGGAGCGCACGGACGCGCACAUGUCGGCCGUGGCGGGGCUGGCCGGCGACCUGUGCGCGGCGUUCGGCGCGCGCGUGCUGCCGCUGCUGGAGCAGCGCCCGCUGCUCGACCUGCUGGCCGCCGCGCGCCGCUCGCGCACGCCGCGCACCAAGACGCUCGCCAACUGGGCCACCAAGGAGAUCCGCAAGCUCAAGCAGCAGGCGCCGCCCGCCAGCUGUUUGUCGACGUCGUAUGGCUACGGUGAAGUCUCCGCGAGUCCAGUGCGCGUAUAGUCGAUUUGAAAAAGCUCGAUCUAAUAGCGACGUAAUGCAGAUUCAAACCACCUGCUGCUGGUAAACAACUCAAAUGUAUGUCAGGUUAUGUAUAGCGUCUUUGGUGUCAUUAUUCAUAAGUCUUUAGGUGCAUUCGAUUCCGGGAUUUUUUCUUCCGAUAUAAUUUCACUAGACUGCAUACUGUUUUGGGGAAUUAAGUCUUAUAAGGUGAUUAUGUGCGCUCAAUACCUAAUAGUAAACCAGUGCACUCUAAUGGAGUUAAAAAGGUCAAUUUCUUAGUUUGGUAGUCUCCUUCUAGGGUCCUAAAACCUAAAAUGCUUUCAAAUAUGGUUGACCUUAUGAUUUAAUAUUAUUUCAAGUAAUCAACAUAAGGGCAUAAAAUUAAAUUUGGUUCAAAUGUGGAUUUUGUUUUUUUACCCUUUGCUUUUCAGGACUGGAACCUAAAAAGGGAAAGUACUACUUGCGUCUUCACAUAAAUUAUAUCAUAAAUAAAUAAAUGUGGGCGGCCGAAACAAGCGACUGAUUUUACCAUUAGACGGCUUUUUUUAACUCCAUUGCUUAAUUUUAUAUUUUAGUAUUAAUACAAGUUAUUUCUGCGUCGAUUGUUUUUAAAACUUAGAUUAUAUCAGUAACUAUUUUUAAAAAGAAACAAGAGAAAUGUAGUUAAAAUUAUUUAUAAGCAAUCAUUUGUUUAUAAAUGGUUACCGGUAGGGACUUUUAUUUUUAACCGUGAUAGUGCUUAAUGCGUAGUAGUUUUUUUUAAUUAAUACUGCUUUCUCUGUUUCUUAUUUUGAUUAAUUGGUCGACUAUGUUAAUAGCUGACGAGUAAACAUAGGGAAAGGGCAACGGUAAGCUGAGCCAGUUUACGUAAAAUUCUGAUUUUAAUGGUUAAGGGUACUCCCUAUGUUUAUUUUUUCCUCUAGUGUAAUUUCUAUCAUCUCGUAACAGUUAUACUUAAGUAGGCUCUAGCGAGUUUUAUACCCCUACAAGGUAUGCAGAUGAAAUUAUAUCCGGAUUUGAUUGAAGAUAGUAAAUGAUAUCAAGUCGGUAAAUGAUCGACGAUGCCUGCGAACAAUGCACCUGGCGCGGUUUACUAUUCGGAGUAACUUAAGUACACCUGACUAUAUUAAUCUUUCCAUGUUAAUCUUUAAAGCAUUUUUCCUAUUUGGUAUUUUAAAUACAGACAGUGGCUGUGGUAUGUUUACUUAUGUGAGAAAAAAGUGAUAGUGAAUUUAAUUUGAAAGCGCGACUGUAUGAAAGAAGACGAAUGUUAUUUUAGGCAUGCACAUGUGCAAGGGAUUAUGAAUUUUAUAAAUUUAUUACUAAUUGUGUUUUGUAACGUGCGAAAAGAAGUAUGAAUGGUCGAGUAUGAACAGAGGAGACGAAUGAAUGAUUAUCACAGAUCUUUUGUAAACUAAGGCAUGUGUCGAUCUUAACGGUGAGAUGGAUUAUUGUAUAAGGUUCCAUCAACUUUGAGACAGAAGGCCGCCAUAUUGGUGAUAGCUACUUGUUCAUCACACUACGCUGCUACCUAACAGUACGAUAAUUUGCUUAUAUGAAACUUUAUUUAAAAAAAAAGCAACUUAAUUGUAAUGAAAGACACAAGUUAUGGUUCUCUUUGACGGCUAAACAAGUAUUUGUGAUGAGUAAGUAGACGUUGCCUUCGGAUCUCGAGCUUACAUUAUUUGUACAUAUGUAAUUAAUAUCGUUUCCUUACGACAUUGAGUGGCAAUCUAUUGUUGGCCAUGCGACUGAACACUACUGAACCGAAACUUUAAGAAUAGGAAUAUCAAAUACAAUGAGUUAAAUUAAACCCAUGGAUUUUUAAGUCUGUGAAAUCAGCUGAAUUUGGUACUAAGCAAAAUUAUUUUGUUAUAUCAGCGACAUAAUUAAGUCACAUAUUUUAAUUAAAUAUAGGAUAUUAAACUAGUUUCAUCGGUGCGUGUCUCCUUUCGGACAAUUUGAAUAACGGUGGUUUGGAAUCGCUAUUUCCAUAAUAAUAUUUCAUCAGACCAUCAUCUUUGUUUUAGAAAAACAUAGAAAAGUAAUUAAUCUUGUUCCUAAUGUAUGUUGCUGAUUAAAUUUAUGUUCCAUAUUAUGUUAUCCCUGAUUGGUUUUCAAUCCAAACUUGGCAACUAAAAACCGAAUAAAUUGAAAAUCAGCACAGUAACCUAUCAGAUGUCGUAGAAUUUUGGUGCUACUUUGUGAAGAGAGGAAAUGAUGAAUGGGCCAAAACUUUUUGAAUUAUACGUUCAAAUACGUGUUUCUUUUAAUUAAUUUUACAUAAAUUUGUAAAUCAGUUGUCGCAAUCCCAGUCAUCUAUAAUUAUUUACUUCGAAAGUGUAUUGUCAUGUGUGCGUCGUCUUAUUUUACAGGUUAGUUACUUCUAGGGAACUUAUCUGGCUCGUCGCCUAGGUGAUUGUCCAUAAACUAGGUAGUUUACAAACUUUUCGUGUUACCUAUUUCUUGAAAUAGUCGAUUCUUGGUUACCUAGUUUUAUGAGUAAUGUAGACUAAUUAAGCGAUGCUCAUUAUUACUUUUACGUAGUACAUCGGUGCAGGUCGCUGAAUAGCGCGGGUAUGAUAUUAAGGAUACCUACUAUUUAUUUUAGAGUCGUAAUCCUCAAAUGACUGUCAAAACACACAUCGCAGUUUGAUAUUGUUGCCAUAACGUCGAUUGACUUAAGUGCCUUUUUAAUCGUACGAACUCGUGACGCUUCCUGAAACAAAAUAUACACUCUUAUCGGUUGAUGUUAGAUAUAAUAACAUCGCAAAUGUGUACAGCUUAUCACUUCGUAUUUAUGAUUAACGAACUGUACUGCUGUACUUAAAAAACUUGUACAGCUUGAAAAAACUUUGCGCGAUACACAAAUGCGUUACUUUACAAUAGGUAGCGGAAAUUGCCAAGUUUAUGUGAGAUGAGCGGGAGCUCUGAGGGCAUACCGCGAACACCGAAUUCGCGAAGUUGUGUGUUCGCGGGAGGCCCUCCGGCCGCUCGCCGCACGCACGCAGUAUGGGCCGCCAGGUCGCCAAGGAAUGCCGAUUGAGUUGGAGUGUCUGCUAGUCUGUGAGCAUCACUGACAGGGAUGAUGUUUGCGCGAAUUAUGCAAGAUUUUUUUAGUGUGUCUAUUGAUCUUCAGAUUUUAUUUGUAAUGAUCAAAUGAUGCGCCGUAUUUAAUGUUUUAAUUGAGUAUGAUAGGAGAAUGUGUGAGGACUAGUGCCAUGCCAUGAAAGGUUCUGAAUUAGAAUCGAAGGCAUCGAGUCGAUGAAUACCACCCACUUUUCCUGCGCGUAAAUCGAUUAAAAUUAUUUUGUUACAUCAUUUUAUUUAAUUACUUUCUUUUGACUCUGAAUACUAUUCUGUAAACUGUUCUAUAGUAAAUAAAACAUUUAGAUGUUAACAA